UUAAUAACAUUCGCAGCGACAACCACAGUACCCAUUAUAACAACACCAGCUUGGGGCAAGGUUAAGAAGAAGCAUAUACGCAACCAUGGAUACUGGCAACUUGUACUCACCUGGGGUCCUGCCAGGGUUGUCGUCGACGCCUUGGAGAACACCGAUAGAAUCGAGGUUUACAGUGCAUAGUUUAUGGUCAUUUGACAUGGGGUCAGUUAUCCUUUGUCCAGAUUAAAAAAAUCCAGCAAAUGUAGUGUUCAUCAUGAAAUUGGUUGAAUGGUUGCGCUAAGUUAGAGAAUGAAUGUGCGGAUAUCCACCUGGGUGACGACGAAAUCUUUUGGGUCUAUGAGUGGAAGAAGCAUGGUAUGAUGCUAGAUCUCAGUUUCAGUAUUUUUUCAAAACUCUGAAUUAUAAAUCGUAUAUAGAUAUCAUCACUGGAGGCGGUUUGGAAUAUUUCUUGGGUUAUGAUAAAACAGAGUCCAUCAUAAGUUUAUGUCAGAAGAUUAAAAAUCAAAUCUUGUUAACGGAACCACAAGGGACUAAUUGAAGUACGGUUUUGUUUUGAUGUCUCGGACAAAAUUAUUGAUUGUGGCAAGACCCUUACCGAUUGUAAGCACGCCAACUGUUACUAUACUAGCUCAAGUACGGUUUUUUUUUUUUAGCUUCCGUAUAUGGGUAGCUUUGGAAGUUAGAGCCAUUGCCCGAUGAAAGAAAGGGAAAUUUGCGAAGGGAAAUGAAGUGGCGGCUUUCCCCAACGAACUAUAUGGCCGAGUUGGUUCCCUCAAAACAAGGUGGCGUUAAUGGUCGAACAUUAGAGAUAAUGACGCCACAAGCUCGAGGGGACAUCCAUAUAAAUCUUCCGGCCUUGUGCAAGUUGGAUUCCAUGCUUAUUGUAGGAUUCACUAGACUCAAUGGUGGAUACUGAGUUUUGGUACGCUAAGGUUGGCAGUGAAGCAGAAGGUAGAAGCAGAAAUGACAACUGGAAGAAGAUGAGGUGGUGGCUUCCUUGACUGCGGGUGUCGGCAGUCGGCCUCUCGAACAUUGACAGGAAGAGAUUGUUGCAUAAGGGAAAAUUGGUAUAUCAAGUGUUCAAAGCUGCAAAGUCGAUAAAUGAAAAUAUCUUGGCUGAGAUGCCGAUUCCUGCUGCCGUCAAGGAUUCACUCCCAAAGUCUGCAAAGGCGAGCCUUGGAGAAGAACUGAAAAACUCAACAAAAUACUAAAUGCCGAAUCUCUGCCCCCUGAGGAAAUGGUCAAUUGCAUGAACUUAAAAUCCGAGCAUGGUGCAAGCGAAGCCAUCAACAGACUGGAAGCAGCAAUAUUGGCCUGGAAGGAGAAAAUUGCCGGUCAAGUCAACAACAAGUCAACUGUUCAGCCAUCAUGGCCUUUUGCAAAGGAUUCACUUUCCGAGCUCGAUAGAUUCGAGUGGUUAGUGAACCGGGCUGAGUUGCUCGUGCAUCAGCUCAAGAUUAAGUAUCCGAAUCUGCCUCAGACUUUUUUUGAUGUGACAAAAAUACGAUACGGCAAGGAUCUGGGACACUCGAUUCUAGGAGCCUACUCGCGUGUCGUGUUCAAUUUAGCAUUCAGGAUUCUGUCCCGAAUAGGGGAUAUUUUGCAAGAAGAUGUGAUGAGCAAUCCAAAUUCACCUGCUGCCAUGUCAGCUCUCAUCGGAGCUAAAAUCUCGGGAAUCUCAGAUAGCCCUAUGCUCGAUCGCUUGUUCAUCAACUCAACUGUGCCGAUGGCAAAAAACGGGUAAUUUUUUCACGAAAUUGAUGGAGUCAAAUGUGGAGUAUUGGGACAGAGGCUUUAUUAUCUGCUGAAAAUUCCUCUUGACUAAGACUAAUGAUGAUUGCCUUUUGUUCAAUGUGUGUAUACUGUAUCAUCUGAAUGUGAUUGUGUCCUGCUCACAAAGGAUAAUUAUGACUUAAGAAUGUCAGCCAAACCUUUUUGAACGAAAAUGUGAUAUUUCGUAUGUAACUAAUAUAUUGAGCUCAGAAUUUCAUUCGAUGCUAUUUUUAUUGUAUGCAUCUCACUUAUAAUGACCAACUUGGCUUGAGGUA
Messenger RNA from Striga asiatica, 2048 nucleotides. The record is from the annotation of a GenBank genome assembly. NCBI's taxonomy places the organism in Eukaryota, Viridiplantae, Streptophyta, Magnoliopsida, Lamiales, Orobanchaceae.